AUGGAUAUAGAUACUGACAAAGAAGAACUUAAUGCAGGUAGGACAGUCGAUGAGCAUGAGUCGCUCGCUUCUCGUUAUGCAAGAUCCAGGCCUAGCGGCAAAGCUCCUACACAGGUUGAGACGCGUGGCAAGUCCGUGCACGAACGACCCAUUGGUUCUAUGAGGGCUGGUAUUCCGAAAAAGAAGAAGACCGCUCAUAAACCACACGUUGGUCGGCGCCCCUAUGGAGUGGAUUUAGGAGACAUCGCCGACGGAGAGGAAGGACACUAUGAAGAGGGCGAACUUCCACUGGAUCCUGUAUUCCCUGGUUCUGAUAAUCUGGAUAGCUUCAUGCAGCAGAUGUGUGACGUCAUUCGUGACGAUUCCAUGGAUGUCGAUACGAACCUUGAUACUGAGCAGGUUAAUAGCGUUGAGCCCGCCAUUCUAUGUUCAGGUAACUUGAAGAACCCAAGCAUGGAUAUUGGGGAAAAAGAAUUUUCUGUUCCUUCUGCAGAUGUCGUAAUAGAGAAGCCAAUUGAGGAUGAGGCCUUUCAUGAUGUAGGUUUCGAGGAACAGGGGUGUGUCUCUGCACCAAGUUUCUCGGGACCCGACAUUGGAUUAUUAGUCGACAUGCUGGCUGAACAGGCCACCAGAGGAACCGUGGGACCACCCUUUGAGAGUGAUUCAUUCACAGGACCAGCCACCGGGACCGAUACUCUUACGACUCCUGGUAUUCCCCGUGUACCUGAGGACGAUGGACUUGCAGGACCAGCCGUUGUGCCUGAUGCCACUACAGUUUCUGGGACCGAUAGUUUGCAUAAAAGCGGUGUCUCCCUGCCACAGCCGAGAGGUAUAACCGAUUUGCCUACAGGGGUUGAAAUACCCUCCACGACUACUCCUGCCGUUAUCUCGGAGCCUGUCAGACCUCAGCCCGAAGGGACCUCCGUUGGCGUUGGAUCUCGAUCAUCUCUAUAUGAGCGUGUCCGCGCCCUUUUGGCCGAUACCGAUCCCGACAAAGACAUUUUUCGUACAGACCUCGGCCUUUUUACCGUCUUUUUUAACGGCAUGAUCGAGAAACUUCUUCAUCGAGGAUAUUGCUUCGAUCAGUUCAGGCGUUCCUUUUCUCGCUACAUGACAAUGAUCAGAGAAGAAGGGUACCCAGAGCUGGCCGAUUCCUUCACCGCCGAUUUUAUUGUUCUGGAGUCGGAGAUCCGAGAGUUGAAGGAAUUGAAGGCUAAUGGGGCUUCUUCCUUCGUGUCUUCUCAGAUGGAGCAUAGGCUGGCACAGUGGCGCGACCUGAGAUCUUCCAUCGGCCGCGAGCUUCAGUCACAUGAGAGUUCCGUUGCGCAGCUGAUGGCUACUGUGGCGAGGAAGGAUACCGAUAGAGCCGGGUUACUCAGCUCUUUGGAUUCCGGCCAUGAGGAAGUGGUUAGGUUGAAGGAGGCCUUGAAGCACGCCGAGGAGUCCGUUACUAUUAUUGCAGAAGACCUGGCUGGAUUAGAGCGUUCUCGUGGACAGGCCCUCGAGAAGCUAGGCUCUACACAGGAGAGAUUGAUGAAGCUGAAGAAUAAAGCUGUGAAGAUCUUGAACAGUUCUGAAGAAUCUGUCUGA
Asparagus officinalis (garden asparagus) is the source of this 1590-nucleotide messenger RNA. RefSeq lists its product as uncharacterized. The record is from RefSeq and is a predicted model, not a curated record. Bases 1 to 1590 code for a protein of 529 amino acids. NCBI's taxonomy places the organism in Eukaryota, Viridiplantae, Streptophyta, Magnoliopsida, Asparagales, Asparagaceae. The transcript is spliced from 8 exons.